Lasiosphaeria miniovina is the source of this 345-nucleotide messenger RNA. RefSeq lists its product as uncharacterized. The transcript has 3 exons. NCBI's taxonomy places the organism in Eukaryota, Fungi, Ascomycota, Sordariomycetes, Sordariales, Lasiosphaeriaceae. The record is from RefSeq and is a predicted model, not a curated record. Bases 1 to 345 code for a protein of 114 amino acids.
AUGCCUUAUCACCAAACGGAAAGUCAAAUCCGGGUGGAGCAUCUGCGUCCAGGCGAAACCUCGUUUGACGAGGCAGACAACACCGCCAAGGAGUGCCAAUACCACGAUGGAGAAAAUCAAGAGUCGUACCCGGAAGGAUUCGUGUGGACCUGCUGUGAAAAGCGUGGUGAUGAGGACGGCUGCAAGCUCGGUCGCCGUGUCAGAUUAGCGACAUGCCAAGUCACGUGGUUGACCCCGGUCGUGGCGCCGAUCCACCGCAGGGGGGGGGGGCUGAACAAGCGACUCCGAGGCGAUGAGGAUAACGAGGACGACGAGGACGACGAGGACGACGAGGACGACGAGUGA